CCCAAAUUUUAUUUUUUAUUUUUUCACACAUGCAUAUAUAGAUUCUAAUGUAAGCCGAUUAACUUCUCGAGCUCUUCAUACUUCUAAACCUGCUAUGCAAGUUAUGUCCAAUAACCCUCUUCGAGCUAAAGAAGCAACUGGCCCAAUUGCUAGCAAAUAUCCUGUUAUUGAUCAUGAAUAUGAUGCUGUUGUUGUUGGUGCUGGUGGUGCUGGUCUUCGUGCAGCUUUCGGUCUUGCUGAAGCUGGUUUAAAUACUGCUUGUAUUACCAAAUUAUUUCCUACUCGUUCUCACACUGUUGCUGCUCAGGGUGGUAUUAAUGCUGCUCUCGGUAAUAUGACAGAAGAUGAUUGGAGAUGGCAUAUGUAUGAUACUGUAAAAGGUUCUGACUGGCUUGGUGAUCAGGAUGCUAUUCAUUAUAUGUGUCGUGAAGCUCCUCAUACAGUUAUUGAACUUGAAAAUUAUGGUGUUCCCUUCUCAAGAACUCCUGAAGGAAAAAUCUAUCAACGUGCUUUUGGUGGUCAAAGUUUAAAGUUUGGUAAAGGUGGUCAAGCUUAUCGUUGUGCUGCUGUAGCUGAUCGUACAGGUCAUGCUAUCCUUCACACUCUUUAUGGUCAAUCUUUACGUCACAACACAAAUUAUUUUAUCGAAUAUUUUGCUCUUGAUUUGAUCAUGGAAGAUGGUGAAUGUAAGGGUGUUGUUGCAUUGAAUAUGGAAGAUGGUACUAUUCAUCGUUUCAGAUCUCAUAAGACUGUCCUUGCCACAGGUGGUUAUGGUCGUGCUUACUUCUCUUGUACUUCAGCUCAUACCUGUACUGGUGAUGGUAACGCUAUGGUCGCUCGUGCUGGUCUCCCUCUUCAAGAUCUUGAAUUUGUUCAAUUCCAUCCUACUGGUAUUUAUGGUUCAGGUUGUCUUAUUACUGAAGGUUCUCGUGGUGAAGGGGGUUAUCUCGUCAAUUCUGCUGGUGAACGUUUCAUGGAGCGUUAUGCCCCAACUGCUAAAGACUUGGCUUCUCGUGAUGUCGUUUCUCGUGCUAUGACUUUGGAAAUCAAAGCAGGUCGUGGUGUAGGUCCCGAAAAGGAUCACAUUCAUCUUCAACUCCAUCACUUGCCUCCUUCUGUCUUGCAUGAACGUUUGCCUGGUAUCUCAGAGACUGCUGCUAUUUUCGCUGGUGUAGAUGUGACUAAGGAGCCUAUUCCUGUCUUGCCUACUGUCCAUUAUAAUAUGGGCGGUAUUCCUACUCGUUAUACAGGUGAGGUGCUCAAGGUCAAUGAGAAGGGUGAAGAUGAAGUUGUGCCUGGCCUCUAUGCUGCUGGUGAAGCUGCUUGUGUCUCCGUUCAUGGUGCUAAUCGUCUUGGUGCUAACUCUCUCUUGGAUAUUGUUGUCUUUGGUCGUGCCGUUGCUCAUCAUAUUGCUGAUAAUCUCGAACCAAAUACGCCUUUGAAACCCUUCGCUGCCGAUGCUGGUGCUAAUACAAUUGCUAAUUUGGAUAAACUUAGAAAUGCUACUGGUCCUAAACGUACUGCUGAUAUUCGUCUUAAUAUGCAAAAGGUAAUGCAAUCUGAUGCUGCUGUCUUUAGAACACAAGAAACUCUUGAUGAAGGUGUUACUAAGAUUGAUAAAGUUUGGGAAUCCUUCAGAGACGUUGGUGUUACUGAUCGUGGUAUGAUUUGGAAUACUGAUUUAUGUGAAACUCUUGAACUUCAAAAUUUAUUGACUUGUGCUUCUCAAACAAUGCAUGCCGCUGCUGUUCGUACUGAAUCUCGUGGUGCUCAUGCUCGUGAUGAUUAUCCUGAUCGUGAUGAUGCAAAUUGGAUGAAGCAUACACUUUCAUGGCAAAAUCAAGAGACAGGUGAAGUUUCUCUUAAAUAUCGUUCUGUUACUGCAACAACGCUUGAUGAAAAUGAAUGUAAGGCUGUUCCUCCUUUCGCUCGUGUCUAUUAAAUAGAUAUAACACAACUACUUUGUUUUCAUUCUAUAUUAUUAUAUAUUUCUAUUCAAGAAAGAGAGAGAGAGAGAGAGAGAGAGCUCUUCUUUUCUCCCUCCCUCCCUCUUUCCCUUCCUCUCUUCAUCUCUUCUUUUCCCCUCCCUCCCUCUCUCUAUCUCUUUUUUCUUCUUUUAAUUAAGGCCAACAUAUCUUCAUAUAUGUAUAUUUUAAAUAUUAUAUGAUAAAAAAAAUUUUGCCAAUUUGAUAUAAUUGAAAAAAAAUAUAUA
Cokeromyces recurvatus is the source of this 2212-nucleotide messenger RNA. Its product is annotated as succinate dehydrogenase flavoprotein subunit 1. The coding region runs from base 95 to 1942 and encodes 615 amino acids. Lineage: Eukaryota; Fungi; Mucoromycota; Mucoromycetes; Mucorales; Mucoraceae. The transcript is spliced from 4 exons. Gene Ontology annotation, molecular function: flavin adenine dinucleotide binding; electron transfer activity; succinate dehydrogenase (quinone) activity. Gene Ontology annotation, biological process: mitochondrial electron transport, succinate to ubiquinone; tricarboxylic acid cycle. The record is from RefSeq and is a predicted model, not a curated record.